AUGUCUCAGGAACUGCUUCCCGUGGAUGUGCCUGAAUCGUUCUAUUAUAUGUAUCCAGGGAAGACCACGAUACCAUCAGAUACCAAAGCACUGGAGGAUGAAGACGACUCAGACUUGGACUCGGACUCUUUGGAUUCUUUUGAUUCUUUUGAUCCUUUUGGAGGUACUAGACCUCAAGAAGAAAAUGAACGAAGUACUGAACCAGGCAAAGGUGAUUUCAAGAUAGAAUCAUCUCCCUGCUACCUGCUGACCGUGAGGAUCAUCCGAAUGAGAAAUCUCCAGCGAGCAGAUGCUUUAAGCCAGGCUGAUUGUUACGUGUCGUUGUGGUUGCCUACUGCAACAAUUGAAAAGUCCCGCACCAAAACCAUAAGAAACUCCAACGACCCAGUGUGGAAUGAAACCUUCUACUUCAGGAUUCAGAGCCAGGUCAAGAAUGUGCUGGAGCUGACAGUGUAUGAUGAGGAUUUUGCUACUCCAGAUGACCAUCUCCUCUGUGCACUCUUUGAUACUGCUAAACUUCCAAUUGAUAGAACAGUGCUCCUGUAUUUUAAGCCCAGCUCAACGGCCAAGGAGGAGCUAGAGGUUGAAUUCAAACUGGAAGCCAUGUCUAGUCCUCAUGAAAUCAUUGCUACCAAUGGAGUCCUAGUGUGUCGUGAACUUUGUUGCUUGGAAGUUGAAGUGAAUGAGAAGGAGCAGAAAAAAUCAAAGAAAGAGCUUUCCCUUACUGUGAAAGGUUCCUUUGAAGGGACACAGGAUAUCAUACUGGGCCCCGACGGAGUGGUCAGCCCAUCAGGUCCCACCAAGUUCCACUACAUCAAGUAUGCAGAGCCAACGCUGGAUGUCAUGUUGCCAAAGAAGAGGCGCUACCACCCUUGGACCUGUAGGUUCAGUACAGAAACAGGCUCCCCAGUGCUGAUGCUCAAUUCGCUGCCUAUGGGAAGGAAAACGACAAUUGCAGAGGAGAAAAGAUUUGAUUUGAAUGUGAAAGCAGAAAGAUGUAAUUGCUCAUGCCGCCAAGACCUGGACAUGCGUUUUGGGUUUGACUUAUGUUCAGACGAGAUGGCUUUUCUGUGCAAAAGGAAGAAAUAUGUAGCAAGUGCCAUGAAAAAUGUUUUUCACCUACAACAGGAUCUGCAGGAUCAUGAAGUCCCUGUUGUAGCUAUCAUCACGACAGGUGGUGGGCUGAAGUCAAUGACAGGACUAUACGGCAGUCUCAUGGGACUCAAGAAAUUAAAUCUCCUGGACUGUGUAACAUACAUCAGUGGGCUGUCUGGCACCACGUGGACUAUGGCCAAUUUAUACAGAGAUGCCUACUGGUCACAGAAGGACCUUGACUCGCAUAUUGUUGAAGCACAGAAACAAGCAACCAAAUGCAAGAUGGGCUGCUUUUCUAUGGAUCGCAUGAAGUAUUACAAUAAGCAGCUAUGUCAGCGGAAAGAAGAAGGAUACAGGACAUCAUUUAUAGAUCUUUGGGGACUCAUGAUUGAAUACUUACUAAAUGAUGGGAAAGACCCCCACAAACUUUCAGAGCAGAGAGAAGCACUGUGUGAUGGCCAGAACCCACUGCCCAUCUAUGUGUCAGUCUGCGUCCGGGACAACUACAGCACUCAGGAUUUCAAAGAGUGGGUAGAGUUCACCCCCUACGAGGUGGGGUUGCUGAAGUACGGUGCGUUCAUCCCUGCAGAGAAUUUUGGAAGUGAGUUCUUCAUGGGACGCAUGUUAAAAAAACUCCCUGAAUCCCGGAUCUGCUAUCUUCAAGGUAUGUGGAGCAGUAUAUUUUCUGUGAACCUAUUACAAAUCUGGGGACUGUCCCACAGUUCAGAAGACUUCUGGAAGAGAUGGACCCAGGACAGAAUAGACGAAGUCGAUGAAGACCCAGUAUUGCCUACGAGGCCCCAUGAACUAAGGACUCGCAUGUACACUCCUCCUGGGCCCCUGUCCAGUGCUCUUCGGGGUGCUUUAACCGACCGCUUCUCAGUUGCCCAGCAUCACAAUUUCCUGAGGGGCUAUCAGCUGCAUAACAACUAUCUUGAGAAUGAGCACUUCUGCCGAUGGAAAGACACUGUGUUAGACUCACGUCCCAACCAGCUGAUGCAAAAUCCCAAUCACCUGGGUAUGAUAGACGCUGGAUUUUUCAUCAACACCAGCAGUCCACCACUUUUAAGGCCACAGAGGGAAGUGGAUGUCAUCAUAUAUUUAAGUUAUACUACUGGAUCACAUACAUCGUCUCUAGAUAAGGCAUGCAAAUACUACUCGGAGCAGAAAAUCCCAUUCCCCAAAAUUUCUUUGAGUGAUGAAGAUAAGAAAAAUCUAAAGGAGUGCUACAUUUUCCAAGAUUCAGAUUCGCCAGGAUGUCCCAUUGUGAUUUUUCUUCCACUUGUGAAUGAUACUUUCCGAGAGUACAAAGCACCUGGUGUCAAGCGCUGUUGCUCAGAGAUGGAGGGAGGACAACUCGAUCUGACCAGUCGCUGUUCCCCCUACUGCAUGUUCUCGGUCAGAUAUACUGAUGAGAAUUACCGCCGGCUGCUGAACCUCAGUGAAUACAAUAUCCUGAAUAACUCACAGAUGAUUAUGCAGGCCUUGCAAACAGCAAUGCAAAGAAGGCAACACAUGUGCUAA
This is a messenger RNA of Cygnus atratus (black swan), 2619 nucleotides long. Its product is annotated as cytosolic phospholipase A2 epsilon-like. The transcript is spliced from 21 exons. Gene Ontology annotation, biological process: glycerophospholipid catabolic process. Gene Ontology annotation, molecular function: calcium ion binding; calcium-dependent phospholipid binding. Gene Ontology annotation, cellular component: cytosol. The record is from RefSeq and is a predicted model, not a curated record. The coding region runs from base 1 to 2619 and encodes 872 amino acids. Lineage: Eukaryota; Metazoa; Chordata; Aves; Anseriformes; Anatidae.